This is a messenger RNA of Anthostomella pinea, 825 nucleotides long. NCBI's taxonomy places the organism in Eukaryota, Fungi, Ascomycota, Sordariomycetes, Xylariales, Xylariaceae. The record is from the annotation of a GenBank genome assembly.
AUGUCCGUGGACUCGACAUUGUACCACUACAUCGAGGAGAAUGGGCGGACAUAUCACAAAUACAAGCAAGGCAGAUACUUCUUGCCAAAUGAUGUGGCCGAACAAGAACGCCUCGACCUCCAGCACCACGUGUUCAUGAUAACAGCAAACGGAAAACAUCACUUGUGUCCCCUUCCGGAAAAUCCGGGUCGGGUAUUGGACAUUGCGACAGCUUCAAAACACCCCGACUGCCAUGUCUGGGGAACCGACCUCAGUCCCAUCCAACCACACCUACCCGAGAACUGCACCUUCGAGAUCGACGACGCCGAAGACGAGUGGACCUUCAGCGCGCCCUUCGACUUCAUCCACGGCCGCGCGCUCAUGAGCUGCUUCAACGACCCUGCCUUCGUCGUGCAACAGGCGGUCGCCCACCUCGCGCCGGGCGGCUUUCUCGAAUUCCAGGACGCGCUGUUCCCGAUGAACUGGAUCGGCGAGCCGCCGCGGCAAUCGGCGCUGUACCGGUGGAACGAGCUGAUGAUGGCGGGCGUGGCGCGGCUGGGCCGCUCGUGGAGCAACGUGCAGCAUUACCGGCGCUACUUCGACGACGCCGGGCUGGAAGGCGUCGUCGAGAGGCGCUUCUACUGGCCCACGAGCCCCUGGGCCAAGGGCCGCUACUUCAAGACCGUCGCCGCGUAUUUCCAGGAGGACAUGAUCCAGGGGCUCGAGGCCAUGAGCCUGAAGGUGCUGGGCGUGCUGGGCAUGGCGCCCGCGGAGGUUCUGGAGUUUGUGGAGGAGGUCAAGAGGGACUUUCGGGAUACGAAUCUGCAUGCUUAUCUGACUGUGUGA